GUGAAAAUUCAAAAUGCAAUUACUAUGUUGGAGGGGGAGGAUGAGCGCCAAAAUGGUUAUCACGUGCCAAACACGUGCCUUUCCAAGGGCUAUAAUUGAUUUUCAAAAUACAUCAACCAAACACGCCCCAACUUCAUUUCGCCUUUUCGUAUACUUGAGUGCAUUUUGUAGUUCAAUUUAGCUUCGAACUUGAAUAUUCUCGGCUCUAAUAAUCUGAGUGAGAGAGAGUAUGGCGAUAAUGGAGGAAGAUGCCCCAAAACGGCGUCGUGUUGGGCUGAUAUACGACGACAGAAUGUGCAACCAUGCAGACCCAGAUGACGACGACCACGUCGAAAACCCCAAUCGAAUUCGCGCCAUUUGGGACAAGCUCAACGCCUCUGGCCUUGCUCAAAGAUGUAUAGUUUCAAAUGGUAAGGAAGCAAAGGAUAAUCAUUUAGCUUUAGUCCACUCCGAAAAGCACAUUGAAUUGAUUAAGAACAUUAGUUCGAGAAAUAAUUCAACAAUGAAAAGAACAGCUGAAAAAUUGGACUCUAUAUUUUUCAAUGAAGGCUCGUCAGAAGCUUCGUCUCUUGCCGCAGGCUCUGUCAUACAGGCUGCAGAGAAAGUUGCGAAAGGAGAACUCGAUUCUGCAUUUGCUAUUGUGAGGCCUCCAGGUCAUCACGCAGAAGAAGAUGAACCGAUGGGUUUUUGCCUAUACAACAAUAUUGCUAUUGCAGCUAGUUUUCUUUUGAACAGACGACCAAAGUUGGGUGUCGGCAAAAUAUUGAUUGUGGAUUGGGAUGUACAUCAUGGAAAUGGUACUCAGAAGAUGUUCUACGAAGAUCCCCGAGUACUUACCUUCUCCGUACAUAGGCAUGAUUCUGGGGAAUUCUAUCCAUAUGGUAAUGACGGGGCAUACAACAUGAUCGGAGAAGGGCCGGGUGCAGGGUACAAUAUUAAUGUACCUUGGGAGAAUGAUUCGUGUGGAGAUGCAGACUAUUUUGCCGUUUGGGACCAUAUAUUAAUUCCCGUUGCUAAGAAAUUCGAUCCUGACUUGAUAAUGGUCGCAGCAGGAUUUGACGCAGCCUUAGGCGAUCAUGUUGGAGGCUGUUGUCUUAGUCCGUACGCAUAUUCGGUUAUGCUCCGCAAGUUGAUGGAUAUUUCGAGUGGUAAGAAUAUUGUUUUGGCACUCGAAGGAGGAUAUGAUCCCGUUUCGUUAGCAAAUUCAGCCGAAGCUUGUGUCGAAGUAUUACUACAAGACAAGCCUCUUACGAGGUCCUCGGUGGAUCUUACACUUAAAUCCACAGCACUUGUGAUACGAACAAUAGGUACGCCAAGCGUUAAGCAGAUAUUGGCCGGUUCUUGCUUCUGAAUUAACGGACCAAGUAAUCAAUAGCAGUCGCAGACCAUCACAACUGAGGAUGUAGCGGAUACCUCCACCGCUAGUGCGAAAUCGAAUCCAAAAGUUGAACAAGUUCGUAGUGCUGAGAGAAAAAACGACCAAAAAAGGAACAUAGCAGGUAAUUCUUUCCGAUGUAGUACUUGUUCUUCUAUUUGUGACAAAACAAUUAGUUUUUGAGUGCUAUA
Molecule: messenger RNA, 1566 nt
Organism: Erythranthe guttata (spotted monkey flower)
Lineage: Eukaryota; Viridiplantae; Streptophyta; Magnoliopsida; Lamiales; Phrymaceae
Source: RefSeq, a predicted model, not a curated record